ACGUGGCCAUGGGGAAGCGAUACUUCUGCGACUACUGUGACCGCUCCUUCCAGGACAGCCUCCACAACCGCAAGAAGCACCUGAACGGGCUGCAGCACCUCAAGGCCAAGAAGGUGUGGUAUGACACGUUCCGAGAUGCAGCCACCAUCUUGGUAGACGAGCAGAACAAACGGCCCUGCUGGAAGUUUCUGCUGAUAGGCCAGUGCGACUUCGGCUCCAAGUGCAGAUUUUCCCACAUGUCCGGGCGAGACCUGCAGGAGCUGAGCCUCCAGGUGGAAGAAGAGAGGCGGGCCAAGGAGUGGCCGCCAGACACUGUGGAACUCCCCGAGGUCCAUCUGGAGGACUGGCUGGAGAAGAGAGCCAAGCGGCUGAGCUCAGUUCCAAGCAGCAGGGCUGAACCUGCCAGAACUGCUAUCUUCCAGUACCCCGUGGGCUGGCCACCAGUACAGGAGCUGCCCCCGUCCCUGCGGGCACCCCCCCCCGGGGGGUGGCCCCUGCAGCCUAGUGUCCAGUGGGGCUGAGCCC
Messenger RNA from Orycteropus afer afer, 525 nucleotides. It is a transcript of the gene ZMAT5, whose product is annotated as zinc finger matrin-type 5. NCBI's taxonomy places the organism in Eukaryota, Metazoa, Chordata, Mammalia, Tubulidentata, Orycteropodidae. Gene Ontology annotation, cellular component: U12-type spliceosomal complex. Gene Ontology annotation, molecular function: zinc ion binding. The record is from RefSeq and is a predicted model, not a curated record.